CAACGUGUUUAGUUGGACCAACUUAGAAAUUGGGCUAAUGGUUGUGGCCCAAUAACAAAUGUGAAGAAAAGACUUGUUAGAUUGCUGCUGGCUCAUCAUCUUUCUUUCUACCUCCGAGCAAAAUCAGCGGCGGAGAAACCUGACCGAUGAAGCAAGUUAUGGCGAGCAUGGUUACGCAGGCACCAUUGAAGUCGUUAAUUGAAGCUCUACUUCUGAUAUCGAUAUCAUUUAUGCCUCUCUCCAGCGCUUACCGACCAGGAGAUAUCGUGGCGAUGAGCAAGAUGGGACAGUACCAUUCGUCGAGAACGACUUGGCAUGAUGUGAUCGGAAAGCAUUGCCCGAUCUUCGCCGUUAAUCGCGAGGUGCUGAUCCCCAUAGCGAAACCAGUUGGCUACACUGGAACAGAUCCUUAUAAGAUAAAAUUCCAAGUUGGAAGUGAGAAAUUUCUGAUACACUGGCUUUUGGUGAUAAACCGGAAGAGUUCAGAAGUUCCAAUGAUCGAUGUCAAUUUGAGAUAUUCUGGAGGAGAUUUGCUUGGAGUAACAGCUCAAGUUGUCGAUAUGCCUCUUAGCUAUUUGAAUACACACCCGGAGAUCCGCAAGCAGUUCUGGGAUCCUCAACACUGGCCGAAACAUGUUCUUGUUAGAUACACAUGGAAGGAGCAGUCAGAGAUUGAUGUUUCCUCUGGAUUUUAUGUCCUCUUUGGCUCAGCUCUCACAUUCUCUUUCGUACUCUCCAUUUACGUCUUACAAUCUUCACGAGAGAAGCUGGCAAGGUUUGUAAGAGAGACGGUUGUGGAAAGCAGCUCGAAUGUUGGAGAGUUUGGCAAGGUUGAGUGAGAGUCAUAUAGUCAAAAGAGUAUAUGUAUGUUGUUGCUGCUGCUAUAGAUGCUUGGACUUGGUUGGUUAAAACAAAAAACAAUUCCAGAAAAAAGGAGAUUUGAUCGAA
This is a messenger RNA of Brassica napus (rape), 948 nucleotides long. RefSeq lists its product as uncharacterized. The transcript has 9 exons. The record is from RefSeq and is a predicted model, not a curated record. NCBI's taxonomy places the organism in Eukaryota, Viridiplantae, Streptophyta, Magnoliopsida, Brassicales, Brassicaceae. The coding region runs from base 147 to 839 and encodes 230 amino acids.